Molecule: messenger RNA, 1129 nt
Organism: Tarenaya hassleriana
Lineage: Eukaryota; Viridiplantae; Streptophyta; Magnoliopsida; Brassicales; Cleomaceae
Product: rac-like GTP-binding protein ARAC7
Exons: 8
Coding region: 280-903 (207 amino acids)
Biological process (GO): regulation of cell shape; small GTPase-mediated signal transduction; regulation of actin cytoskeleton organization
Cellular component (GO): cell projection; cell cortex; cytoskeleton
Molecular function (GO): protein kinase binding; GTP binding; GTPase activity
Source: RefSeq, a predicted model, not a curated record
UCCCGGACAAUCUGAAUUCUGACCGUUUCUCUCUCUCUCUCUCUGUCUCUCACAAGCAUAGAGAGAUUAAUAUUUAUUUUCUUUCGGGUUUGAUGAGAAAAAUAUUUUCAAAUUUAUAAUCUUUUUGUGUUCUGGACACCACGAGACACGACAUUGGGUUUUCUCUCUGCAGUCGAUACUCAGCUGCAAGCUUCUCUUGGAAGCCAUUUUCACUGCACUGUUAUAAAGCUCUGUUUCUUCUUCGUCUUCUCUUCUCUGUGUUUCCCUUUGAAGGAGAGAAUGAGCGCUUCGAAGUUCAUCAAAUGUGUUACGGUCGGAGAUGGAGCUGUCGGGAAGACGUGUAUGCUUAUCUGCUACACCAGCAACAAGUUUCCCACUGAUUAUAUACCCACUGUUUUCGACAAUUUCAGUGCCAAUGUGGCUGUGGACGGACAAAUCGUGAAUCUAGGGCUCUGGGACACUGCAGGUCAAGAGGACUAUAGCAGGUUGAGGCCGCUGAGUUACAGAGGCGCUGAUAUCUUUGUCUUGGCAUUUUCAUUGAUCAGCCGGGCGAGUUAUGAGAAUGUCCUUAAGAAGUGGAUGCCUGAACUCCGUCGGUUUGCACCCAAUGUCCCGAUUGUUCUUGUUGGCACAAAGCUUGAUCUUCGCGAGGACAGAGGGUACCUGUCAGAUCAUGCGGGUGUCAUAACAUCUGCUCAGGGGGAGGAACUGAGAAAGCAAAUCGGGGCAGCCGCAUAUAUCGAAUGCAGUUCCAAGACUCAGCAAAAUGUAAAAGCGGUUUUCGAUACAGCGAUCAAGGUUGUUCUUCAGCCUCCAAGGAGGAAGGAGGUCACAAGAAAGACAAAACCUAGAAGGUCUGGCUGCUCUUUUGUUGGCAUUGUAUGUGGGGGCUGUGUGGCUUAGGACACAAAAUCUCGGACUCUGUUCUGUUCUGUACGGAAAACUGUCCUGUUGUACUUGUUUCCAAAACUUGAGAAUGGUCGGAUUCGGGUUUAAGAGUUUUCUCGUGUAAAAGGGAACUGAUCGUUCUCUUGAUAUAUGGUUAACCCUCUCUUUCCUUUCCUGUUGUUAUUGUAAACUGCAAUCUGUAAUAUGCUUUUGAAUCUGAAGAAAUGUUGUUUUAGGAGUU